AGUUAGUAGAUUCUCGGUGGAAAGAUGUUUUCAUUGGCAAGAGUAUUGAUCGUUACGGCCGCCGUCGUCGCGGGAGAUAAUGCCUUCAACGUCGGUAAUCUAGACUUUACGUUGAAAUUCUUUAAAACCGUUUACAACCAAUCGAGCAACUCCGUUGUGUCUCCGAUAUCGGUUCGUUUGGCACUCGCUGUCAUCCAUCAAGCGGCCGGGCCAUCCUUGAGUGAGACUAUUCUGAAGGCGAUCAACUUACCAAAUGAAUCCAAGCAACAGAUCGCCGAAGAUGUAGGCAACUUUCUACAAGCCAUUAAUAACGAACAGUUUCACGUUCUGUUCAAAGCCUAUAAAACAUCUGAUCCUCUUGAUCCUAGCUUCGAACGUUCCGUUCGAACCUUGUCCGAUUCAGAUAUCGAAACCGUAGAUUUUCGUGAUCCUGUAACCUUAUCGAAAACAGUGAAUGAAUGGGUUUCCAAUGCGACCAAUCGGAUGAUUCGGGAAUUUGUCGAAGAACAAAGCAUCGAUCCGAAUACGGAGUUCAUGUUGAUCAACGCGGUCGCGUUAAAAGCCCGAUGGGCUAGCAAAUUUCGACAGGAGAAAACCCGUAGAAUUCCAUUUCAUUUCGUCAAUGGAGAUCAAGAGGUGGACAUGAUGCAACAGGUAAUGACAGUUCCGUACAGGGUAACCGAAGACUUCCAGGCUGCUGAGUUGAUGUACAGCGAGGAUUCGGAUCUGUCGAUGUGGAUGAUUGUUCCACGGGGACGUGGAUCACUGGGGCAUCUCAUCCGGAUGCUUUCGCCACAGAUGAUCGAGAGUAUUCGACGGGGUAGUAAGACUGUUUCGCUGAAUGUGGAAAUUCCACGGUUUUCGAUCAAGAACGAAUUCGACGUCAGGCAGGUACUGCAGAACAUGGGCCAUGGUGGACUUUUCGAGCAGUCUGAUCUGCAGGUGUUUGCCGAAAGACGUUCGGAGUUUGACGAUAUGUUCCAGAGUGCAGCUAUCGUGGUGGAUGAAAACGGAACGGAGGCAGCAGCUGCGACAAGAAUCAACGUGAAAUGGCGUGUUGGACCACGACCCUUCCUCGCUCACAAACCGUUCAUAUUCAUCAUCCAGAAGCGUUCGACAAACACCAUUCUAUUCAUUGGACAAUACUCGAACCACGAGAACUAGAAUAUAGUUCCCCUGCGGAUACGGAUACAAACAGAACCUGAUUUGCUUUUCUUUUGUCAUUUUGUCGUGUUACUUGCAAUAAACGCGGAAUCACAGGUAGAGUGACUUUCACCUAAAAUCCUUCUAAAAAGUUAGAUAGUUACCCCUUCCAAAUUGCGUUGCAUAUUCAGUUUUCUUUUCUUUCCAAUUCAAUAACUUUCCUUAGGGAAGGGAGAGAACCCCUUCAUCAAGAUGCAAUUAGAAAUUUCGUCUUAGAAAAGGUUGACGUCGCGAAUUAAAAAAAAUGAAGAACCGUAAUAAUCGAAAGAGAAAGUAAACAAAUAUAAACUCUAAUUGU
Messenger RNA from Topomyia yanbarensis, 1501 nucleotides. Its product is annotated as antithrombin-III-like. Bases 25 to 1164 code for a protein of 379 amino acids. NCBI's taxonomy places the organism in Eukaryota, Metazoa, Arthropoda, Insecta, Diptera, Culicidae. Gene Ontology annotation, molecular function: serine-type endopeptidase inhibitor activity. The transcript is spliced from 3 exons. The record is from RefSeq and is a predicted model, not a curated record.